Messenger RNA from Perkinsus marinus ATCC 50983, 186 nucleotides. RefSeq lists its product as hypothetical. The transcript is spliced from 2 exons. The coding region runs from base 1 to 186 and encodes 61 amino acids. Lineage: Eukaryota; Perkinsozoa; Perkinsida; Perkinsidae. The record is from RefSeq and is a predicted model, not a curated record.
AUGAUCAUGUCUCAGGCGGCUGCGGGAGGCUCUCUAGAGAUCGUUUCAUGUUUGCUAGCUCAAGGUUGUGACGUGAGCGCCAAGAAUAUCCGCGGGCACGAACCUAUUGCCUUGUGCACAGUCGAGAAGACUCGAGCUUUGCUGACGAGAGCUAUGACUACCCUUACCUGUUUCGCCACAGGUUAG